AUGGGUGAAGGUGAAGCGAAGAGCGAUGCCAAAGAUGUUACCGAUGAAAUGGAAGAAAGUGGUCAGAUUGAAGGUCUCCAAGAUGACGAGUGUGAACCGCCGACUGGUGACGCAGGUCAAAACGAGAAGCCUAUCGAAAUGGAAGAGGACUUUCCCGAAGAUAUCCAGGACAUUGAUCGCAACGAACCUGGAGAUGAUAAUGAAAAGUCAGGGGAUGAGAGCGAAGAAGAGCCGGAACCCGAAGAUCAAAUGGGAGAUGUUGACGAAGCAGACGAUCAACAACUCGAUCCGAAACUUUGGGAUGAGGAAGAAAAAGAUUCAUCCCCGAAAGGAACUGAUGAGGACAACGCGCAGCUGCGACACACAUACGCGAUGAACUGGCUGCAAAAGAGGAUGACACAGUGGCUGCGGACGAGAAGUCAGGUGAAAAUGAAAAGAGGAAGAGUCAAAUGA
Ostertagia ostertagi is the source of this 453-nucleotide messenger RNA. The record is from the annotation of a GenBank genome assembly. NCBI's taxonomy places the organism in Eukaryota, Metazoa, Nematoda, Chromadorea, Rhabditida, Trichostrongylidae.